Molecule: messenger RNA, 1572 nt
Organism: Topomyia yanbarensis
Lineage: Eukaryota; Metazoa; Arthropoda; Insecta; Diptera; Culicidae
Gene: Ubc6
Product: ubiquitin-conjugating enzyme E2-17 kDa
Exons: 4
Coding region: 413-868 (151 amino acids)
Biological process (GO): protein polyubiquitination; proteasome-mediated ubiquitin-dependent protein catabolic process; DNA repair
Cellular component (GO): HULC complex
Molecular function (GO): ubiquitin conjugating enzyme activity
Source: RefSeq, a predicted model, not a curated record
GAAGGCCUGCAAAGGCAAUAAGAGAAUAGAAACGUCAUUCGUUGCGUAUUUUUCAACAGUACGACACUACAAAUUAAUUUCCUAACUAUUUGUGUGCUUCAAACGUUUUGCCAAAGGGACGUUUUACGCUUAUUGCGGACGAAAGGUAGGAAACGAUGUGUUGGGUCUCGUGAAAGGUAGAAAAAAGCUUUGAUCAGAUUUCAGUGUGUGAGUUGUGGAACAGAAAGAAGCACAGCCAAAAAUUACAUAAAGAAAAAGAAAUUUGUUGAAUCUAUCUGCUGGUGCAUUAGAAGCAACGAUUAUCAGCUGAGCAAACCUUUCGCUUAAUUCGUGAGUAAUCCACUUGAAAUUUUGAAGUCAUCCAAGGAUAGUUCCAGAACUAGUCGAUAGCAGCUGCAAGGAAAAAAACAAAAUGUCAACUCCAGCUCGCAGACGUCUGAUGAGAGAUUUCAAAAGACUUCAGGAGGACCCACCGACUGGCGUUUCUGGAGCCCCCACAGAUAAUAAUAUAAUGAUUUGGAAUGCUGUGAUUUUCGGCCCUCACGACACACCGUUUGAGGAUGGUACAUUUAAGCUGACGAUAGAAUUCACCGAAGAAUAUCCAAACAAGCCACCAACAGUUCGUUUCGUGUCGAAAAUGUUUCACCCGAAUGUAUAUGCUGAUGGUGGCAUUUGUUUGGACAUUCUACAAAACAGAUGGAGUCCUACGUACGACGUGUCAGCUAUACUGACCUCCAUACAGUCCCUACUUAGCGAUCCUAAUCCAAAUUCACCUGCAAAUUCAAUGGCAGCACAACUCUACAAGGAAAAUCGUCGAGAAUACGAAAAGCGAGUGAAAGCGUGUGUUGAGCAAAGUUUCAUCGACUAGCCCUAUUUCCCCAGGAACUGUUACGUCUAUCGGUGUAGUUUUCCUCUUACAACAAAUUCGCGUUACCUAUCCCCUCUCAUAUUAUUAAAUCGCUGUUCAGUGUCCCCUAACUUCAGUUAAAAUCUCUGAUAAUUAAAAAUGUGCUAUUAAAAUCUGCGAAUGAUCACCUACUGUACUAUCCACAAUUAUUUACGUACAGAUGCUAUUUAGUAGCUGGUAGCGAUUAACACAUUGGAACUGUCAGAAUUCGUAAAGCUAGCCACAAAAGGUAAUUAACCGCAAGUUCUAACAAGAAGAAAUAUUCACAUCAUACAGUUAGAUGAAACACUACGCUGUAAACAAUUAGUUUCUGGAAUAAUUCCUAUUAGACAGGUGCUGAGAGAAGCAUCGUUUAUUGGAACAAGUCAAAAGUUGAUAUGAAUAAAUAAAACAGACUAGAAUGCUGGUAAAGUUUAAAAAAAUAAUAAAAAAGAAUCUUACACAGAUAUGUAUCUAAUUCACCCACAAUAACUUCAGCGAGAUAUAUAAAAAUGAACAGAAAUCAAUGAAAAUUUAUUCGUGAAAAAUGUUGUGGUUCAACAACUGAGCGAAAACGAGAAAUAAAAUCUAAUUUAAAACAUAAAAUCUAUAAUAUAAAAACAAAACUUAAUGUACUACGCAAAUUCAAAGAAAGAAAAACUUGAAAAUAAAGCAAGUAAAAUGAA